Molecule: messenger RNA, 1044 nt
Organism: Saccharomyces eubayanus
Lineage: Eukaryota; Fungi; Ascomycota; Saccharomycetes; Saccharomycetales; Saccharomycetaceae
Gene: ELO2
Product: fatty acid elongase ELO2
Exons: 1
Coding region: 1-1044 (347 amino acids)
Biological process (GO): fatty acid elongation, saturated fatty acid; very long-chain fatty acid biosynthetic process; sphingolipid biosynthetic process
Cellular component (GO): endoplasmic reticulum membrane
Molecular function (GO): fatty acid elongase activity
Source: RefSeq, a predicted model, not a curated record
AUGAAUUCACUCGUUACUCAAUAUGCUGCUCCGUUGUUCGAGCGUUAUCCUCAACUUCAUGACUACUUGCCAACUUUAGAACGCCCAUUUUUCAAUAUCUCGUUGUGGGAGCAUUUCGAUGAUAUCGUCACGUGUGUGACCAACGGUAAGUUUGUUCCAAGUGAAUUCCAGUUUAUCCCAGGCGAACUGCCAUUGAGUACAUUGCCUCCUGUGCUAUACACUAUCGCUGCUUAUUACGUGAUUAUUUUCGGCGGUAAGUUUGCAUUGAGUAAGUCGAAACCUUUUAAAUUGAACGGCCUUUUCCAAUUGCAUAAUUUGUUUUUAACUUCUCUUUCAUUGACACUAUUGGUUCUGAUGGUUGAACAAUUAGUGCCAAUUAUUGUUAAGAACGGGUUAUACUUUGCUAUUUGUAAUAUUGGUGCUUGGACUCAACCAAUGGUUACAUUGUAUUACCUGAACUACAUUGUCAAAUUUAUCGAAUUUAUAGACACCUUCUUUUUGGUGCUAAAGCAUAAGAAAUUGACAUUUUUGCAUACUUAUCACCAUGGUGCUACUGCUUUAUUGUGUUACACCCAAUUAAUGGGUACUACUGCUAUCUCAUGGGUCGUCAUUUCGUUGAAUCUUGGUGUUCAUGUCGUUAUGUAUUGGUACUAUUUCUUAGCUGCCAGAGGCAUUAGAGUUUGGUGGAAGGAAUGGGUUACCAGAUUUCAAAUCAUUCAGUUUGUUUUGGAUAUCGGUUUUAUUUAUUUCGCUGUUUACCAGAAAGCCGUCCACUUAUAUUUCCCAGUCCUGCCACAUUGUGGUGAUUGUGUUGGGUCGACUACUGCUACAUUUGCUGGUUGUGCUAUUAUUUCUUCAUACUUGGUGCUAUUCAUUUCAUUCUACGUGAACGUUUACAAGCGUAAAGGUACCAAGACCAGUAGGGUCGUUAAGCGCGCACAUGGUGGUGUUGCUGCCAAAGUUAACGAAUACGUUAACGUUGACCUGAAAAACGUUCCUACUCCAUCACCAUCACCAAAACCUCAACACAGAAGAAGAAAGUAA